Messenger RNA from Tachysurus vachellii, 4141 nucleotides. RefSeq names its product ST6 (alpha-N-acetyl-neuraminyl-2,3-beta-galactosyl-1,3)-N-acetylgalactosaminide alpha-2,6-sialyltransferase 4 (gene st6galnac4). Bases 197 to 1045 code for a protein of 282 amino acids. Lineage: Eukaryota; Metazoa; Chordata; Actinopteri; Siluriformes; Bagridae. The transcript is spliced from 6 exons. The record is from RefSeq and is a predicted model, not a curated record. Gene Ontology annotation, molecular function: alpha-N-acetylgalactosaminide alpha-2,6-sialyltransferase activity. Gene Ontology annotation, biological process: oligosaccharide metabolic process; ganglioside biosynthetic process.
UUCUUUGGACUUUGUUUACUUCCUGUUAUUCAAACACGACCCGUUUUAAUUGACCUAAACGAAUAACGAUGUCGGAACUAAGUAUCUCGAUGAAUCUUUCACUCCGGAACAUAAACAUGAGCGUGCCGAGUAAAAUGAUGACUUGAACGAGAGCAAUUUGCGCCCUGGUGUUGAAGCUCUCAGGCUUCAGCAGGAUAUGAUGUCUCAGAGGUUUUGUUGGCUGCUCCUCCUCCUGAUCGCCGUCUCUCUGCUGCUCUGGUACAAUCACAUAACCAAAACAAUAGAAGUAGUUCUAGGACUUCGUGGCUAUGUGAGAAUUUUGCCCCCCAGGUCAAGGUCACAACAGUACCUGGCGCUGCGCUGUGCCAGCUGUGCCGUCGUCUCCAGCUCGGGUCAGGUGCUAGGCAGCAGAUGUGGGCGUGAGAUUGACGGUCAUGAAUGCGUGAUCCGCAUGAACGCAGCACCGACACAACGCUUUGAGACGGAUGUGGGAAAUAAGACGACGGUCCGUGUGGUCUCACACUCCAGUGUGCGACGUCUGCUGCAACGUGAGGCCUAUUUCUUCAAUCAAGAGUCAAACACACGCUAUGUGGUUUGGGGUCCUGAGCGGAACAUGAGGCACGACGGCAAGGGCCGUGUGUUCAACAUGCUGGUCAAACUGGCAUGGAAAUACCCAAGAGCGCACAUCUACACUGUGAGCAGGGAGAAGAUGAUGCAAUGUGAUCGUGUCUUCCAGGACGAGACUGGCAAGAACAGAAGGAAGUCUGGAGCAUUCCUCAGCACCGGCUUUUUCACUAUGAUUUUUGCGCAGGAUAUGUGCGACAGCAUUAACGUUUACGGGAUGAUAGACGGAUCAUAUUGCAGUCUCACCAAUUCCUCUUCAGUGCCGUAUCACUAUUACGAGUCGAAUCGUCUAGACGAGUGUGGCAUGUACAGAGUGCACGAGCGUGUGCGGAGAGGCGGCCAUCGCUUCAUCACAGAGAAGCAGAUCUACAGACGCUGGGCAUUACAGGGAAAAUUAAAAUUCCAGUAUCCACCAUGGUGACGAACAAGAACCCCAACACCUCUGUGCUAGAUAAGAGCACGCUUAGAGUCUUUCCUCAAACUGCUAUAAGACGUCCAAAAAAUGAUGAAUGUGAAACUGACAUAGGAACUGGGGUCACGUUACAUGUUACAUUCAAUCUUAACCAUUUCAAUUGAUCCAUUUCAGGAGUGUUUGAUUUCCUAGUGAUUUGUUACAGCAGCUGGUCUGUUUUUAUUAUGUUGGCUUUGUAGAAGCCAACAUUCUGUUUUCCUAUUUAAGCUUAGACAAAAAUUUAUAAAAAUUUAAUCCGGCCUAGAGCUUUCGAGCCACAUGAACCAAAUUCGGAUAUGUUGUAGACCCUGGUCUGAUGUUUGUUGCUAUUACUUUUCUAAGCGAUCCGAGUACCGGUACUUCCGGUACCGGGUCUCAAAGUGGCCUUUUUUCCCAUAGACUCCCAUUAUAAACUUUGGAGGUUUAUAACUCGGCAAGCUUUCGAACUAUCUACACCAAACUCGGCCAGCUCCUUUAGGGUGAUACUCUGAACAAACUUUUAAAUUGGUGUACCGACUGGCCUUUCGGUUGUGCCGCAGCCCCGCCCCCAAAAUAUGCAAAAUCAAAAAAACUUUUUACGACAUGGACAUGUGACAUAUCAAAACACUCAGAACAAUGAGGGAAACCUCCUCACAUGUAUUCUGAUGACGUAACAUGACGUCACGUGAUGUCACAUGAAAAUCAAAAAUUAGCACAACAUGGAUAAGUGACAUAUCAAAAAAAUCAGCCCAAUGUGGGAAACUUCCUCAGGAGUAUUUGGAUGAUGUCACAUGCUUGUCUCCGCUUACCUCCAAAUGUUUUGGCAACCUAGCUUUCUGUCCACUUGCCUCCAAAAGCAACACUAACCCUUAUAUCCACUUGCCUCCAAAAAGCACCAUCCGUUGCGAAUACUUGCAUCGUCAAAGCCAACAUCAAAGUUUGUCGCGACAAACUUUACAAAUCUAGUUUUAUUUGUUUGUUUUGUUCCGGAUUUCAUAAGGAAGCCUGGUCAUGGGAGGUCACAUGAGGUCGCAUAAGGCUGUGGUUACUAUGGAGUUCGCUGUUAGACCUGUGACGUGUAAAGUACUAAUCGAGUGCUGAAUCUAUUAGUAAAAUACUGAUUGUAAUGUAGUUGAUUGAGCCAGGCACAUUUCUUGUUUUAAAAUAUAUAAAUAAGCAGUUCAACAUCUCAGAAUCUGAUGCCUUCAAAUUUAGCAGUUGGAAAACCUUACCGCAUUUUGUGUAGAAACACUUUUUAACAAAGACACAAUAGAGGUUCUUGAGAGUAAACACUCAAAAUCAAUAAAAUAAGAUUUUUUUUUCCUCUCAGUAAAUAGCAUAAAUUAGCCAGAGAACAUAGGAAUACGGAGUGAUUGACAGGUUAACCCCGCCCCUUCCUCUGUCUCACGUUAGACUCAUCCGUCUCACUUUAGCGUGGAAUAAAACCCAACAAUGUUUUACUGUAUUGUAUAGUGUAUACUAUAUAAUUAACCUGGAUUCAGAUUUCAUCCAAAAAUAUUACAAAAACAUAUUUCCAGCCAAAGAAAAAGGUUCCAGGCAAAAACGUCCAGGCAAGUAAAAAAAAAAAAAAAAAAAAGUAAUUGAUUAUCCAUCGUCAGAAAUAGAUGAUCCAUCCAUUUACGUUGUUAAUUACUAACGUAGAACUCGACACGAAAUAUUGCCUGAAAAAAAGCAGGUUUUAUGACGAUGAUCAUAGAAUCUUUACCUAGUUGCUUGUGCUAACGUUAAGACAGGAAAACAGGGAAUUACACACUUUAAUGCUUUAAUCUUUUUUAUUUUUUUUAUUUAUUUAUUUAUUUUUUCAGAUUUGACAUUAGUAUACCUUAAAAGCAAAAGUGUUCCUCUCUAAAAGCCUUGAAUUGUAUGCAGACACUUGCAGUGUGAUACUGUUUACAGACCGAUUACUGAUGACUUGCAGGUCUGAGUGAUGUUUAAAAAAAAAAUCCAAACAUCUCAUUUUAUUAUCACUAUUAUUAUAGACCCUUUAAAAUGCUGCCACAUCUCAUUCCUGACAGAACUGUUGCUCUGACUGAGGAAUAUGUUUACAAAAGAUAAGUGCAUAUGUCAUAGCUUUCAUAACCUCGUCCUCAUGAUGAAAUUUAGCUCGCAAUCAUAAAUUGAUUUUGGAAGCAUUAGCGAUUUUAAUCUACCUGUGCCGGUCAGUUUGAACCAAGACCUUUGUUAAAUAUUAAAGAAGAUGUUUCUUUCAGUUAAAAAGGUCUUAUUUGACAGGUAGUAAGAUUAAAAAUACAUCAAUAAAUAAAGAAAACAUUGUAAUAAUAUUGCAAAUCGAAAAAAGUCAUAUUGGCAUAUGCAUUCUAGUCAAACCAAAGGAAUUUAUUAACAUGCUGCUCUUUUACUGCUUCUAUGUUAAAUUCAUCACUGGCAGCUGGACGUAUGAAACUCUAAUCAGGAAAUUUGCAUGCUAAAAUGUUUACCUGUACAGGCUGUGAUCACUGUCAUAGAUACUUCACUGCAAUUUUAAACAUUUUAUGGAUAAUUAUCUCAACUCGUAUAGCUAUAACAUUAAGACGACUUCUACGAAUUAUUGUUUUUUUUUCGUCUUUCAGAUUUCUGCCUUUUUUUUUGGAGUAAAUAUUAAAUGGGAUUUUUUUAGAGCACUGAUUCUCUUUUUAUUUACACUGUCGUGCAUACUGAAUGUUUAUCCUUUGACUAACUACAAAACAAUGUUAUAAUGCCACUUUGAGUCAUUCACUCUCGUCUGUUUUUGAGCUAGACUUAUGUAUUUAUUUGUAUAGAGCGUCAGCUAAUUUGUGUGAAUUUGCUUGUGUGUUAUUCUAAAGCUGUGCAUUGCACUUUCAGUCCCUUUAAACAUUUAACUUUAUUUUCUUGAAAUUAUGUUAGGAAUGCUUUUGUUAAUGUUGUGGUGGCAUGGGAAAAGCCUUCACAUGGUCAAAUAUUUGCACAUUUAUUAUUAAAACUAUGACAUAAAAAUAAAAGAAAGACUGAAUUUAAUUUGUAGAAAAAAGUUACAGAAGUUCACAUGUAGAACUGGUCCACUGUUUGCAAUACCCCCUUCUACUGUUACAUUAAAUGUGAUACAUU